This is a messenger RNA of Helianthus annuus (common sunflower), 759 nucleotides long. Its product is annotated as secreted RxLR effector protein 161-like. Lineage: Eukaryota; Viridiplantae; Streptophyta; Magnoliopsida; Asterales; Asteraceae. The transcript has a single exon. The record is from RefSeq and is a predicted model, not a curated record. Bases 1 to 759 code for a protein of 252 amino acids.
AUGUCGAUGAUGUUGUUCUUGUGGGAAAUGACUCGAGAAAAAAUACAAGCAACCAAGGACUUUCUGGAUAAGCGAUUUAGCAUCAAAGACCUUGGACCCUUAAAAUAUUUUCUGGGCAUUGAGGUCGCUAAAACCAAUGAAGGUAUGGUUUUAAGUCAACGAAAAUACACAUUGGACAUACUUGAAGAUGUUGGUGUGCCGGGUUGUAGACCAAGUUCUUUCCCCAUGGAACAAAACUUGAAACUUGAUAUGUGCGACAAGGAACCUCGUGUCGAUGCUAAUCAAUACCGUAGAUUGACUGGAAGACUUCUUUAUUUCCAAGCUACGAGACCUGAUAUAGCUUAUGCGGUGAACAUUUUGAGUCAGUUCGUCAAUGAUCCUAGACAAACUCACAUGGAGGCUGCUACUCGUGUCUUGCGUUAUUUGAAGGGAACUCCAGGACAAGGUAUUCUCAUUCCUAAAGAAGGCGGGGUGAAUCUCUUAGCCUAUUGUUAUUCCGAUUGGUUAGGAUGUCCAAUGACUAGACGGUCCAGAACUGGUUAUUUACUUCUUCUUGGAGGAGCUCCUAUUUCUUGGAGGACCAAAAAGCAGUCAGUUGUCUCCAAAUCCUCAGCAGAAGCCGAAUAUCGAGCCAUGUCUAAUGCUGUUAGUGAAAUCUUGUGGAUGAGGUGGCUUUUAUGCGAGCUUGACAUGGCCCCUGUCGGACCGACCCAAUUGUUUUGCGACAAUCAAGCUGCUCGUCACAUAGCAAAUAUGUGA